AUGGGCUUAGAACUUCAAACGAUAGCUUUAACUGGUCACGGAAUAGAACGUAAAUUAGAUAUAAAUGAAUCUUCUAUCAAAUUUUUACCAACUAUACCAUAUAUGGAAAUCCAGGAAAGAGAAUUCACGAUUGAAAAUAAUUGCGAAUAUCCAAUAGAAUUUUUUUGGCAUCAUCUCGAUGAUCGAUUCAUACACGAAGAUCUCAUUGCUAAGAUACUUACUCACUAUUACGAUGUUAAGGAAAUCCUCUUACCACCUAGAAAAGUUGCUGAAGGGAUCCCAACUAUAUUAAUUGAAUUUUAUAAUGAUUUAGUCAACGAAAUAGCUAAAGAACAAAAAUCUGAUGAGAUAAAUUACAUAGAGGAAGAAGAAGAAGAAGACGAUCAACGAGUUCUAAAUAAAGAAAUCAAUAAGAAAACGUCGAUCGCAAAAAAGAAAAAGAAACAAAAUAAACGUUUAGGUGAUGUAAGUUUGAAAUUGAAGCUUCGAAAAGUAUCUAAUUUGAAAAGGAAAAAAUCACUUAAUGGCUCCGUUACUUUAUGGGACAUAAAAAAGGAUCGUCCUUCGAUGAUCGAUCAAUUAAACAUUGAAAAAUUGCUUCUCGAUCACAUCAGUAAUUUGCACAAAGGUCCAAAUUUUCAUAAAACCAUGAAAGAUCCAGUGAAAUGUCUGUUUGAUGAACUCGAACUCCAAUCCAUGUUGACAGAAAAGUUGGAAGAAUCAGAGAAACCAGAAAAGAAAGUUUGCAUUAUCUUUCACGGUGCACCUUUCACAGCUUACCAGGAAACGGCAUGUAGAAGUGCCAGAGCAUUAGGGAUUCCCGUGCUUUCUAUAGACACGGCUAUUUUAGAAAUAGCAGCUUUUAGCAAGAGCGAGUGUUCGGUCAAACUUAGACAAGCUAUCAAUGAGAUUUAUCAGAAUUAUACUUCUAAAUUUUCUGAAAACAGAAUUCAAAUUCUUGCUGAAAAAUUGGAAACAACGCGUACGCAAAAGUCACGAUCUUCCCAAAAGAGAAAAAAAUCGGGUGAAACACAAAGAACAACGGAGACAUCGAUAUCCGAAAAGCACGAUAACGAUUUAAUAGAGGAGGAAAGAUUUUUACAUUGGACCGACGAACCUGAUCCUUUAGAAUCGUACGACAAAUUAUCACUUACUGAGGAAACAUUAAUUUCUAUGGAUAUUUUAAGUCAAUACGAACAUAAAUUAGAAGCUAUACGAUUAUUGGAAAAAAUUUUUCCAACAAAAAUGAUCACUGAUACCAUAAAGGAUAAAACGAACUUUCAUGAAAGUGAUAAAAGUAGUAAAAAAAGCCAAAGAAAUUUUUUGGAAAUUGGUUCGGAUAUAUUAUUCGAAGCGUUAAGAGAAAGAUUAUCGGAAGAAGAUUUCGAAAGAGGUUUCGUUUUACAAACUCUUCAUAAUAGUACCAUUUGCGACGAGAUCAAAACUUUAAAUAUUUUACUCGAUAUUGUCGGUCACAUAGAAUUUUUUCUUUUCAUUACCUUUUACAAUUCAGAAGACAUUUGCAAUUGGAAAAUUAAGCAAUAUUUGAAGGAAAUUAAAAUGCUAUUUUUCUUUUUUUAUCCUUUUUUAUUUAUAUAUAUAUAUACGUGUAUAUAG
Messenger RNA from Vespula pensylvanica (western yellowjacket), 1617 nucleotides. Its product is annotated as hydrocephalus-inducing protein homolog. The coding region runs from base 1 to 1617 and encodes 538 amino acids. Gene Ontology annotation, cellular component: axoneme. The record is from RefSeq and is a predicted model, not a curated record. The transcript is spliced from 8 exons. NCBI's taxonomy places the organism in Eukaryota, Metazoa, Arthropoda, Insecta, Hymenoptera, Vespidae. Gene Ontology annotation, biological process: axonemal central apparatus assembly; cilium movement.